AUUUCUCUUUUUAUUAGUUACAUUCGGUUCAUUUUCCAGUUUUAAUUAUUUACAAAUAAAAUAGACAGUAUUAACAAUAAUUUAUGAAUCUAAUCAUUUCUUUAAUGGUUGUCAAUAGUCGCGUUAGGUGUUUCUCGAAAAAACCAAACAGGGACGAAUGUUCUAGCAUGCUCUGGCGCGUUCCUUCGAUCGUUUCCGUGACCGUUCGGCCUCGUUCGGCCAGGUAGUCACGUGGCUCCCAAUGCGUCCCACACAACAAAUAUAUUUAAGUCCUCUGGCCGCGUACUGACAGUUUCACUAUUGACCUGCAUCGUGUAGGUUGUUAACGCGUGCGUCUUUGCGAUUAUUCGAGAAGAACAAUUCCUUCCAAGACUAAAAAACCUUGAUACGCGAGUGUGUGAUAGUGCAAGGAACUAAACACAAGUGUUUCUCUUAUAUAACGAAAAGGAAGACGCCAGAGAGAGAGAGAGAGAGAAAUAGGGAGAAGGAAGAUCGAACGUAGGAGCUGAGACAACUGUCACGCGUUGUUCUCUCGUGAGCUUCUUGGCUGAUUCUUUGAAACCAUAGAAAAAAAAACACUUAACCUGCAAAAAAGGCCACGACUAAACUUCUCCCUAGUGUGAGAAAGACAAAAAAAAAAACAGGAAAUCACGUAUUCUAAAUCAGGCACGGACCAAAAGGUCCAGAAAAUGGACUCGCCUGUCAUCGUGGACAAAGCAUCCGAAUUCGGAGAACCGAUUGAUUUGGAUCGUCCGUUCCCCGGUUUUCCAUUCGACGACGACAGUUUUGGUCGACGCAGCGACAUCCGGGCCCACCUGGACGACCUAGCAGCCCGGCAUCCGGAGUUCGCGGACCACCUGCUCGGCCCCCCCUGGGGUGAUAUACCCUUCCAAGGCUCUUUCCGCAACCGAAAUCGUGGCUCUGGCAACGGUGGCCACAACUACCAGCAGCAGCAGGGUUAUUCGGACGAGGACGCGAGGAGCCAAGCGAGUGGAAGCAGCGCGACCAGCGGGGCGAGCGGCAGCUCUCACGGCGAGGCAGAAAGUAAUCAGAAUCAGCAGUCGCAAACAUCCGAGCAGACACCCAAAAAGAAUCAGAUACCUCAGUACGGCUUGCGUAAUACGGUGGACAUAGGCCAACACCAUCAUAACAUGGAGAACACGGACAAAGGAAAUCGCGGACAGCGUUCGAUGUCAGCUCCGCCAGAGAACAGACAAUCGUUCGCUCAGCCACAGCCUCAGCCGCAGGAACAACAGAGCCAACAGCCUUCUGGACAGAGGUACGUCUCCAGGAUAGACAUAACACCGCAGCACAAUCAAGCUCCGCAACAGCCACAGCAGCAGCAGCCACAGAAACCUCAACAGCAAGGCAACGUCAGGCACAUACCUAUCUUUGUAGAGGGUAGAGACGAGCCUGUGCUGCCAAGGAGUUUCGACGAACCACCGAAUUUCCGGAGAGAGCCAUCUCCCACACAGUUCCACACUCCACCUCACUUCCAGAGGUCGGCCCCGUUCGGGGAUGUUUUCGGUGGAAGACACCAGUGGUCUCCGCACUUCCAGGACACUUUCUACCAGCAACCAAGCUCGUUCGAGCAUCCCUCGCGCAGACAACAGCAGCCUUCCACUUUCCAGCAGCCUAAGAAGCCUCAGCAACAGCAGUACGAACAACCGAAGCAGCAGCAGCAGCAGCAAAAGCCCCAGCAACAUUCUCAGCCUCAGCCUCAGCAGCAGCAAGAACCUCCACCAAAGCCUAAGCCCACUCUUCCAAAGGAUCCUCUGGAGAGGGUAGCCUUAAUUCAGAAAGAAAUAGACUCCUUGGCGGAACAGGUUAAACAGUACACCGGAAAUUCAAGGACGGAUAAACAUUAUAUGUAUCUGGAUGAAAUGCUGACGAGGGAGUUGAUUAAAUUAGAUGACAUAGAAACAGAAGGUAGAGACAACGUCAGACAAGCAAGGAAGAACGCCAUUAAAACUAUACAAGAGACUAUCAGCUUGCUCGAAUCCAGGGCGCCUCUUCCAACGCAGCAGACCUCUACAGAGGAGAAAAAAGAGGAAGAGGAACAAGUUUCCAAUGACUCUGAGAAGGUUGGACAGAGCGCUGAGUCUAUGGACGUUGAACAGAAAUCAGAGAAUCAAGAGGCUGGUAAAGCUGAGAAGACUGAAGUUGCAGAAAGUGAGAAGAAGGAAGAGAAUCAGUCCAAAGAACCCAUACCUUUGCCUCCCUGUCCAUCGACCGAGGGAAAGCCUGAGGAGACUAAAGAGUCUCCUGCGAACGUUCCCAACGACCAGACGGCGAAUCAGCAACAAGAGACUAGUCAGACCUCUGGCGAUGCCAUGGACACGACUUCCAACGAGAAGUCCAAGCCAGCAGAAGCGCAACCAAACACGGAGAACGUGGAGGAGAAGAAAGCAGACACUGUUGACGAACAGAAGAAGCCAGAGAGCGUAGUUGAACACAAAGCAGAAGAGAAACCAGCCAAGGGAAAGAAGAAGGAUGCGUCUGAGAAGACGGAAAAUAAGAAAGAAGAGGAGAAGAUGGAGGUAGACAGUGAAGUUAAACAAUCACCGAAGACACAGAAGAAGGGCAAGAAGACGAAGAAGCAAGCUGCAGUCUCCGAUAAAGCUAUACCCUUACCAGCACCGGAAGACACUGCUGCGAGCGCAAAGUAAAUCUUCAGAAACCUGAAGGUGGAAAAUAAAGAACUGUCUGGUGCAUCGAGAGAUACGUGAAUCUUUUGGCUUCGUGGGAGAAGAGAACCACUUCCUAAUGCAGAGGCAAAUAAUAUUUAGGUUGUUUCUUACCUAGUCUGUCGUUGCCUCUGGUGGUUGCUGUUUUCUCGUUUCCCAAUUUAUUUCUUGGUGUCGGAUCGAAAGCGUCGUGGAUCGACGUGUGUUUGCACAAUCGUCGCGGAAACGAGAGAACAGGAGCAUUGUUUCUUUUGUUCAAUUUCGUUGAUUGCUCGCAUCGUGAGCCUGACUGUGGUUAGACCAUACUUACGUUAGAGUUUCAUCGAGGCAUAGGCUGUUUGAACAACAAAUACAUUGAGCUGCUUCUGAUUGUAAACUAUGUCCUUUAAGAAUUUUAUUUGAAACUUUUUUAUUGUAAGCAUUGACGCAGUGAGAAUGACUGUGCGUAGAAUGCCAGUUUGUAUAACAAUCAUUUAACUACAGCAUGAUAUAUGCUAGUUUACAAUUAUUGGUGGGUACCAAUAAUACUUUCUUUAGCUUUAUUACUGUAUUUCUGUUGACACCUUGAGGACCAAUACUGUUUUCAUGAAAUAUAACUGGGAUAUUUAAAAUUUAAUAAUUGCAUGUUUUAUCGAUACAUAUGGAUAUUUGGAUCCUUGAGGUGAUAGCAUUAAGAAAUUUUGUAAUUUCCAAAAGGACAAAGUAGGAGACUUAAAUAAGAACAGCCAUGUAAGCCUUAUUCGAAUUGUAUCAGCAACAGCAGAAUUACUUUGAAUUGUCAGUCUCCUAGAUGAUAGGAGUGAUUUUCAUUUAUUUUUCUUUCUUUUUUUUUUAUAGUAACGCUAUAUAUUUAUUAGACCGUUUCCUUUCUUUUAUCGACUCCAUUGGCUGGGUUGUUAAAAGAAAGGGAAUAGAUUGAUGAUAAUUGAGAGAUGAUCUCAAUUAAGAGAGAGAGAGAUAAGCGCUGAAGCUUUGUUUUACUUUCAACUUUUUAAGGAACCGGUAUUUAGUGUAUUAUCGAGACUGACCUGGUCGAUAUUUGAUAAUAGGGCGAAAUUUCAUACGAUUACGUGGAAUUUUAUUAAUGAUUCGUUUAGCAAGGAAUGAACGUGUACGUUUCCGGAAGUAUUACAGCGCACGCCUCGAGGCAUAACAAUUAAUUAACUUUAUUAUUAUUAUAAAAUAUUAUUUAUAAUUUAUUGCGCGCCUGCUGAACGAUUCAGGCACGUGUUUCGUGCGAGAAAUUGUAAUAGGGUGUUGAUACGCUUUAGAAAUUCGUGGACUUAUAAAAUCAUAUCCUUGGUCAAUAUUAAUUAAUACUGUACAAGCCUCCUAGAUAAAAAAUUUGUAUUAUCAAUUCUUCCUUCUAAAAUAAAUUCUGUAAUUAUUAUUUUUCUUUUUUGGAAAAUAAUUUUGGGGUAUGACUGUAGAACAGUCUCCUUUAUUUUAAAUAAACUGAACUUUAUUUAUUCAUCUAGCAUCAAGUAUCCACGAAUUCCUGCAACGCUCUGUAUCAUAUCUAGUGUCACCAACAAAACAUACUUGUGUGGUAUACGAACCGUGUACAUAUUAGGGUCGUAUGUGUUCGUCUUGUAUAAAAUGAUGCAUCCUUUGUUCAUUGUUAACAGUUAAUUACCCUUAGAUUAAUAAGAACAGAAGAAGAAGUAAACUUUCAUUCAGACAUAAUGAACCUAUUCUUUAUUAUAUAAUUUUGAAAGGUAAUUCUUUUAUUGAUAUUUUACUUUUUGUUUGAUACUGGGUCACCCGUGACCCGUACAUACAAAGAUAGAGAAAUUUAUUAUAAUUACAAAUUGCAUGUGAUCUUUGGAAUUGAUUUAUAUUUUCUGUCAUGAAUUUUGUAUUUAAAAUAUGAUUAACACUUUGACUGCCACGUUGCCUAUUAUGUAUGGGCUCUAAGUUAAAAUACUCCUAUCAGAACAAUAAUAAAUUAGGUUUAUUGAAAAUACUGGCAGUGAAAGGGUUAAGAAAGAGUUACAGAGUAACAAAAGGCAACAUUGGGUGCAUUAUUUUGAUGGUUCCUUGUUCAGGGUGAUACUCAUUAUUUCUCGUCUUGUUUUUUUUUCUUUUUCUUUAUUUUUCCUGUAUGAUGUUUACGUAUCUGUAGAGAUAUGCUCUUUCAGCCAGAAAUUUUGUAUUUUUUGAACGUGUUGCAAAAGGAGAGAAAGUGAAUGUAGUCUGCGUGUGUUUCGAGUGAAUGAGCGAGUAUGAAUUUACACAGUGCAGUAAGCAAAUUAAAAUAAAACGAAACUACAGAACGAAUGAUUAGACGUAUAAAUGCGGUAAAAUAUUGUAAUUAUUUUAUGAAGAAACGCAUUCGAUUGAAAAUACAAA
This is a messenger RNA of Osmia bicornis bicornis, 5039 nucleotides long. RefSeq names its product BAG domain-containing protein Samui-like (gene stv). The transcript has 3 exons. Lineage: Eukaryota; Metazoa; Arthropoda; Insecta; Hymenoptera; Megachilidae. Gene Ontology annotation, biological process: protein stabilization. Gene Ontology annotation, cellular component: cytosol; nucleus; membrane. Gene Ontology annotation, molecular function: adenyl-nucleotide exchange factor activity; protein-folding chaperone binding. The coding region runs from base 690 to 2669 and encodes 659 amino acids. The record is from RefSeq and is a predicted model, not a curated record.